AAGAACCCCAAAAAAUGAAGAAGUUCGCAUGCAAGCAGGCUUAGGAAGGAGAACAAUACAUCUACCAGAUGAUGCUGAUCAUGCACAGAUAGGCAAUUGUCUCAUAUAGACCCUACCCACGUGACGUCACAACUCCGCUCUCCUGAAUGGCGUGUGUGGCUGUUGGUUGCACUAACAGAGAAGAUGGAAGGAGAGACUUGAAGUUUUACCGUAUUCCGAGGGAUCCAAAGAGAGCGAAAUGGACGGCUGCAAUUCGACGUGAAAACUGGGCACCAAAAAAUCAUCACAGACUAUGUAGUAGUCAUUUUAUAUCCGGUAAGAUGCAUUUAAGAUAUACUUAGAGGGUUUUGGGCUGACAAAUAACCACAAUUAAGAUCAUUGCGAGGCUAAUCGCCGACAACAUACGACGUAGUACGACAUAGUUUCAAAUUCAAGAUGUUUGUGACUUCCCUUUCUUCCACCAUCGUUAUUUUUUGAAUAAUAUUUAGCUGGUACCAAAUAAAAGAAACUGGCCUCGUCUACGGGGCUGACAAAUAACCACAAUUAACAUCAUUGCGAGGCUAAUCGCCGACAACAUACGACGUAGUACGACAUAGUUUCAAAUUCAAGAUGUUUGUGACUUCCCUUUCUUCCACCAUCGUUAUUUUUUGAAUAAUAUUUAGCUGGUACCAAGUGAAAGAAACUGGCCUCGUCUACGGGGCUGACAAAUAACCACAAUUAAGAUCAUUGCUAGGCUAAUCGCCGACAACAUACACGUAUGUAUGUAGUGAGAGUGCUAUCGCUAAACCAUAUUAACAUUAAAAGCCUUAACUCCAAUGACAAACGACAUGAAAUACAUUAGACUUGACAGUGGAUGUUAGCAAUAACAAAAGAUUUUGAAUUGAAAAUUUCGUAACUCACCUUUCCAAGCACAAGAUAGAUUCCUGCCGAAUUUUCGUGGACGAGGACCUGUUUCACCCAACCAGCAACGAAGUAUUUAUAAGCCUCCAAGCUCUUGAAGUUUUUCAAAUUUUCGUGAGAAUAGGCUGAUUUUGUGUGGACAAGAUUAUUGUAAAUAUCAGCGUAGCAGAUGUCAGGCAGACAGGGCGAAGACAGUGGGUCGAAAAACAUCGAUUUGGGCAUCAAAUAUGGUAUGGCGACUGUAUAGACCGAUGCUUUUCCACAUAACGCCUUUUAUGCAACACAUCCAGUGAGUUUACGGCAUCAGAAAGCACCGGGUGUUCCAUGAAAUGCAUUUUAAAUUCCUCGAUCAAUUGAAAACAAUGCUAAUACAGAGACAAAAUGACGGACAAGUGGGCGGAACCACACAGCGAGCACGUGGUUUUGUGACGUCGGUGGGUAGGGUAUAUAUGGCGUAAAUUAAUCACAUUUUCGGCAGUUCCAGCAUCAUGGACAUUAUGCACUGUUUGACAUCCCAGUGCCACAGGGCUCGCCUCAGGGGUCAACACCAUGGAGGGUGAAACCCCUGGGCGGUGACCACCACACCUGCUGGCAACUGCCUUAUUAGGCAGCACCUGAAGAGGCAAUUGCAAUUAAGGCGAUUUCCCAUAUAUGAGUCUAAUCGGGCGGGAGGUACCCAGAGGAGAGACUGGAGCCGUGAACCCCAAUGAUGGAAGUUUUUGUUUUUAUGCUUAUUUUAUUUUAUUUUUUUUGUGUUGAAUAAAGGCAGGCCACAUCGCCCAGCGUGUCUGUCACCCAUCAUGCCAGUCCUCCUUCUAACUUCCGACAUUUACAAUUGAUGCAUAUUCCAAAUUUAAUGGUCUCAGUGGCUAUAUUUAUUGGGCAAAAUGUUCUUAAACUGAUCAGUUUUCGGAUUAAAAUAUAUACGAUUCCGAAAUCUCACAAUGGGUCCAUAGCACACACACACACACAAACAAAAGAAAGAAAAGAAUAUCGUACAUACAGAGACAUAGUAUUAAAGUGACAUUAAAGGAAAGAAAAACAGAACAUCAAGGGAGCACUGACUAUCAGUGCACAACUAACAGGCUUUUGUGCCAAUGGCGCCACAGGCUCGCACUAAAUCUAAAGCUGUUUGAAGGGUCUGUCAAAUUCAUUAAAAUAUUAUUUCCAGACUCAUUUAGCCGACAUGAAGCUGUACAUCCAUUUUCUUGAAAGCGCCUUAAAGAUAACCCGGGUUUUGUAUCAAGAAUACCCAAAACUUCGAGAAUUGCGCGGUGGAUGCCUCCUUCACAAGGCAACCGGUGGAAGUGGCCGAAGAACAACUACACCACUGCCCCAGGCAUCAACGGGCUACACAGCAAAAUCACUUAAGUCUUCUUCUAACAAUGGAAAGAAUACUGUAUAUAUAUUUCCCUUACAAGAACAUAUUGACACAACCCCCUUGCCAUUUGAUGCACCUGAAUUUGCCAACAUGCAAAAAAAUGCUUGUAUGACCUGUGGUACAUCAGUUCCCAUCCAGCUGCUCUCUCUUCAUAUUGAGUCCUGCCAUUGUGAAGAUUUGGAAACAUCCAAUCCAAUAGAAGAGAACCAAGAGUCAGCUGGCAAUAGUGUGGAUUGCUGUCCAAUAUGUGGAGAGCACUUUGAUUUAGAUUUGAUGCCCAUUCAUGCGAGUUCAUGUGGCGACAGCCUUCCUCACAAUCAAAUAACAUCACAGACUCCAGACACUGUUAAAAUCAGUGAUGACGAAAGACCGGGUACAAGUGCAUCAUUAACAAUCCUCCCACAAGGACCAUCUGUUAACACAAAUGAUGACUGGAAAACAGCUUUACCUUCGGAGAAGGCAGUAUCACUGUACAGAAUUCAAUUGCUGCAAGAUCAAGAAGAGAAACCUAUUCUUCGAUUUAAGCUGGAUCUGAGGGAAGAUGUUGAGGACCAGGAAGAGAGGCUCAUCACUUUUUAUAAAUGCUAUAAAGUGGACUGGACCAGACCAUUCCACUGCAGAUUGGCAGGUGAUGUAGCCAUUGGGGAGGGUGUCAAGCGCCAUUUUUUUAGCCUGGUGAUGCAGAAGUUGCAAACUGGUUUCUGCAUGGACUUUGGAAACAGAACGGGAACAUUGCUGUUUGAGGGACAGGCACAACACCUCAUUCCAUCGACAGCAAAGGUUUUUUUACAAAGUGACCUCUUUAUAAUGGCUGGGAGGAUGAUUGGCCACUCAUUUAUUCAUGGGGGCCCAAUGCUGUGCGGUAUCAGCCCUGCUAUACUUCACGUUCUUCUUGGUGGCUCGGUAGACACGGCAACCAUCGUUUUUGAAGACAUAGCCGACCUGGACAUCAGGGAAAUUUUGCAGGAGUUUUCAACAGAUGAAAUUUCAGAGGCACAAAAGGCAGCAGUCAACAACUUGGCUGUGUCUUGGGACCUUCCUGUAUUGACCUCAACAAACCGUGUUUGGCUACUGCAGAAUCUGCUGCAAAAUGCGGUUCUUGGAAGAACUGCUGCACAGAUUACACAGCUGAGACACGGGUUUAAAGAGACCCUGAUGUGGCCAAUGCUUGAGGCCAGGCCUGAUGUCGCUUCUGUGGUCUUUCCAAGCAGCAACAAUGCUGAGUGCAAUGCUCAGAUGGUCCUGCAAAAUAUAAUUUGGCCCACGGGAGAGGACGGUGGUAUUGACGUCCAGGUCCAAAUUGCUGCCUACCUACGUCAAUUUGUGGAGUCUGGGACUCAGGACGUAUUGAAAAAACUGGUGAAAUUCUGGGUAGGUUGGGAGGUGCCGCUGGAAGAGAUGAGAGUUGAGAUUGUUGAAGGAGAGUUUCCGACCUCUUCAACUUGCCUCCGUGUCCUACGCCUGCCCGGUCACUACGCAACUUUUGAUGACUUCCAACGGAGUUUGAUUAGUUGCAUUGACACAGUCGACUUCGGUUUUGGACUAGUUUGAUAAUUUAUGACCAUGUAUCCUGUUCGGCCAAAGUACUCUGUUGUACUAGAGCAGGGGUCAGCAACCCUGGUCCUUGAGUGCCACUA
Molecule: messenger RNA, 3918 nt
Organism: Corythoichthys intestinalis (scribbled pipefish)
Lineage: Eukaryota; Metazoa; Chordata; Actinopteri; Syngnathiformes; Syngnathidae
Exons: 15
Coding region: 2087-3832 (581 amino acids)
Molecular function (GO): ubiquitin-protein transferase activity
Source: RefSeq, a predicted model, not a curated record